AUGAAGGACAUCGAACUCGAACUUGAAGAAGAAGUAUUGGAUCAUCGCAACUUGAUUCAUUGGUCCCUUUCCAAUGGAACCAGAAACGAAACCAAUCUACCGUUGAACAUGCAGUUUAACGACGGUCAUAGACUAUCGAUAAUAGUGUAUAGUGUACUAAUGGCGUUUUCGGCCGUGGCUAAUAUUACUGUGUUAGUGUUGAUAAUGAAAAGACGCAAAAAGAACCCUUCUAGGAUAAAUACGAUGCUAGUCCAUUUAUCUAUUGCGGAUUUACUGGUCACAUUCCUGAUGAUGCCUCUAGAGAUAGCUUGGGCUUCGACUGUACAAUGGUUGGCUGGAGAUGCGAUGUGCAGGAUUAUGAUGUUUUUCCGAACGUUCGGAUUAUACUUAUCCAGCUUCAUUCUCGUCUGUAUCAGCGUAGACAGAUUUUACGCUGUAUUAAAACCACUAGAUAUGGGCAACCAAAGGGAAAAAAUUAUGGUAGCAAGUGCUUGGAUCGGUGCUUGCGUUUGCAGUGCUCCACAGAUGGCAAUCUUUCACGUGGAAGUGCACCCUAAUGUGACGUGGUAUUACCAGUGCGUCACGUACAACGUUUUUCCGUCAGUGGCCCACGAAUUGGCCUACGUCAUCGGAGGAAUGCUGAUGAUGUAUGCCUUGCCCUUGGUGGUCAUUAUUUAUUCUUAUGCGUCCAUACUUUUGGAGAUAUUCAGAAGAACUAGAAAUCCUGGUGGUGCCGACAGCAUCACCAGAUCCAGCCUGCCCUUCCUGGGCAAAGCCAAAAUCAGAACCCUCAAGAUGACGAUUAUCAUCGUGUUCGUAUUCUUUAUUUGUUGGACUCCCUAUCAAGUUAUGAGCAUCUGGUACUGGUACGACAGAACCUCGGCGCUAGCGGUGGACGAGCGAGUCCAAAAAGGACUGUUCCUCUUCGCCUGCACGAAUUCCUGCAUGAACCCGGUGGUGUACGGCAUGUUCAAUAUCAGGACGCGCCGAAGGGGCAAGGUGAGAACGUAUACGACGAGCACGCACGCCAAUGGUACGACGCCGUCUCUGCAUUCGCGUACGGAAACGCGUCUAUCAAUCAAAAGUUGCCAUUAA
This is a messenger RNA of Psylliodes chrysocephalus, 1095 nucleotides long. The record is from the annotation of a GenBank genome assembly. Lineage: Eukaryota; Metazoa; Arthropoda; Insecta; Coleoptera; Chrysomelidae.